Messenger RNA from Protopolystoma xenopodis, 1605 nucleotides. Lineage: Eukaryota; Metazoa; Platyhelminthes; Monogenea; Polystomatidea; Polystomatidae. The record is from the annotation of a GenBank genome assembly.
AUGAUUUCCCUUUCAGUGUACAUUUUUUCUUUUUUCGCCUUCGUCUCCUCGUUUAUACUUGCUACUAUUCCGAUCCUAGCUAUUCACAAUUUAUACAAAAAUUAUGCCAGGAAACGAAUUUUGGGUCUUCUGAAAAAGAGUCCAACUUCUAAAAUCGUGGCAUUUUUUCAUCCCUAUUGUGAUUCUGGUGGUGGUGGUGAACGAGUCCUCUGGACAGCGAUCCGAUGCAUGCUAAAAAAGAGUGACAUUGCGAUAGUGAUACUCACAGGCGAUCCAAAAUGUCUGAAAAACCCUGACAAAGUACUUUCCAAGGUGAAGGACACAUUUGGCCUGAGCUUUGAUGAAAAGAAGCACACAGUUCAUUUUCAGUCGAUUUGCCUUCAGUUUCUAUUAGAACCUAGUCUCUAUCCCGUAUUUACUCUUGCUGGACAGGCGUUAGGCUCUAUUGUUGUUGCUGUCGAAGCAUUUAUUCGUUGUCCAGUUGAUAUAUAUAUCGAUACUACGGGAUUUGCUUUCACUUUGCCAGUAUUUAGAUUGCUUAGUCUUAGAAGGAUUAUAACUGCUGCAUAUGUCCAUUACCCGACAGUCUCCAGCGCCAUGUUAAGUCGAUUAGAUCUAUCUGCUUCCGAACGAGACAUUGACUCACAGAUUACAUAUAAUAAUCCUAAAUGGGUUAGAACUAGCAAAAACUUUACUAGGAUUAAGCAGGUAUAUUAUCGCUUUCUUGUAAGCGCAUAUGGUUGGGCUGGAAAUCCUUCUAACUGCCAUUUAGUGCUUGCUAAUUCAUCAUGGACACGAAAUCACAUCAAAUCCUUGUGGGGUGGAAGUCCGUCUGUGCUCUUCCCUCCUUGUCCAACUGAAUUCUUCAGCGAUUACUCUGUUGUUGAUAAUGAAGAUGUUGGCAGGCACAAAUGGAUAGUUUCCAUAGGCCAGUUCAGGCCAGAAAAAAAUCAUGAACUUCAAUUGAAAUCAUUUGCUUUAUUCUUGGAGAAACUCGGCAUAUCCAAAUGCAAAGAUUCUCCAUACCGUUUGAUCCUUGUUGGAGGUUGCCGUUCCCUUCGUGACCACGCACGUGUCAAUCAUCUUCGCUAUAUCUCAAAUCAAAUGAAUUUAUCAGAAAUGGUUGAGUUUCGCAUUAAUCUACCUUACAUUGAGGUAGUUAAACUUUUUAAAAAGGCUACUGUAAAUUUGCAUACAAUGGUGGAGGAACACUUUGGAAUAGGUAUUGUGGAGGGAAUGGCUGCUGGCUUGAUCACAGUUGCCCACAACUCUGGAGGUCCUCGCUAUGAUAUUAUCGGUCCUACUUUUCAGCCUACAAAUGAUCCUGUUAAUGAUACUUCUACUGGUGAAAUUCCAGAACCAAAAUCCUUGGCUUAUCCAAAUUAUCUUUAUGCAUCUAAUUGCUCUUAUAUGUCUGGAACGGUGGGUUUUUUAGCCGGCUCCGCUGAAGAGUAUGCGAAUGUUUUUUCCCACAUUUUCACCAUUAUGAGGGAUUCUGAUCUGGAACUAAUGCGUUCCGCCGCCAAGCAUUGGACUCACUCUAGGUUCUCUGAGGCUUGCUUUGAGUCCGGCUGGCUUGAGGCUUUCGAUCCUAUUUUUACCUAG